AAAACAUAGAUCUUUUUCUUCCAAACUAAUUUUAACCCUCAAGUAGAGACUCUUCCUAUUUAAAUACCUUCCCAUCAUUUCUCCAACAUUAAUACCAACAAUAUCUUCUAAAUUUCUCUCUAAACAAUCUCAAAAUUUUUAGAAUCGAUGGAUCGAAAGAUGAAGCAAAUAACCACAAGUGCGACCACUAGCCCAAGUUGUUGUAAGAACAAUUAUAAGAUGAAUAGAGAUUCACAUUCAAUAUCCAAAUUGAAGCCAAAAAUACGAAUAAUUCAUAUAAUAGCACCAGAGAUUAUCAAAACAGACGUAGAGAAUUUUCGUGAUCUUGUACAAAGGCUAACGGGGAAGAAUGCUACACGUGAAGUCAAAGGGAAAAAGGGAAAAAAAGAGAGGAAGAAGAUAGAGUCACAACAAAAACAACAACAACAACAACGACAACAAGAAGAAGAUCAACAACAACAUAUGAUGAUGAUGAACAUGUUGCAUCAAGAUAAUAGUACUAGUAAUAAUUAUAGGAUGAAAGAGGAAGAAAGUAGUAGUCAUGAAGAAGGUAUAUAUGGAAGUACUAUUGAGAAUUCAUCAAAUGGAUUUUUAAGUGGUUUUGGAUCAAUGGAAGGAUUUAUUCAAGACUUAGGUCAUGAUCAAUAUCCUCUAUUUCCUAAUUUCAAGCCUACUCAAAUUAAUAUGUUUGGUGAGAUGCCCCUUUGCUAAAUAUUUUCUUGACCAAAAAAAAGAUACUAUAAUUUUAACGGAUCAAUAUAUAGUGUGAGGGGGAUUGUGUGACCUUGAUUAAUAACUUCUUGAUUAUACUUUUUUUUGUCUUCUAAUUUUUUUUUUGGUUGGAUUUGGAGUGGUGAGAAAAAGGGGUUUGGGGAAAGGGAAGAUGAUGAUUGACUUUUUCUUUUUUCAUUUGUAGAGAGAGGAUUCAUACAUGUGAAUAUAAUGUUUUCUUCCAUUUCUUGUAAUUAUAAUUGUCAAUAUUUUGCGAUUAUUCUUUGAUA
Solanum pennellii is the source of this 1001-nucleotide messenger RNA. Its product is annotated as VQ motif-containing protein 25-like. Bases 148 to 711 code for a protein of 187 amino acids. The record is from RefSeq and is a predicted model, not a curated record. The transcript has a single exon. Gene Ontology annotation, cellular component: nucleus. Lineage: Eukaryota; Viridiplantae; Streptophyta; Magnoliopsida; Solanales; Solanaceae.